Helobdella robusta is the source of this 342-nucleotide messenger RNA. RefSeq lists its product as hypothetical. Gene Ontology annotation, molecular function: DNA binding. The record is from RefSeq and is a predicted model, not a curated record. The transcript has 2 exons. NCBI's taxonomy places the organism in Eukaryota, Metazoa, Annelida, Clitellata, Rhynchobdellida, Glossiphoniidae. The coding region runs from base 1 to 342 and encodes 113 amino acids.
AUGUCGUUAAAUCCAAUAUGGAAGUAUUUUACAAAGAUCCAGUCUGACAAAAGCAAAGCACGUUGCGAUGAAUGUGACAAGUUAUACUCUUUAGGAAGUACACUGCCGAAGAACCAGACUGUUUUUGGUUUGAAAAAUCAUCUUGAAAAGUAUCACAAAGAUGAUGUUUUAUUUUUGAGAAACUUCCUCCAGCACAUAGUUAGCAGAACUUUCCAUGUUGACAUGGCCACACGUGGUGCUGUGGUGUUCAGCGUUCAGCCACAGUUCGGUCGACUCGUUUGUACGAAGUUUGCUCAAGCGCGCAUCAUAAAUAUUUCUUUUGUAAAAGUUUUUUUGUCCUAG